UCUAGACAGACGCCUUUUCUCCUCCCGGCCCCUUUCCCGGUGGGGAUCCCCUCGGUCUCCCAGUUUUGGUAGUGAGCCCCUGCCAAGGCCAUGAAACUCGUGAGGAAGGACAUUGAGAAAGACAAUGCGGGCCAGGUGACCCUGGUCCCCGAAGAACCUGAAGACAUGUGGCACACCUACAAUCUAGUGCAGGUGGGCGACAGCUUGCGCGCCUCCACCAUCCGCAAGGUACAGACUGAGUCCUCCACCGGCAGCGUUGGAAGCAACCGGGUCCGCACUACCCUCACUCUCUGCGUGGAGGCCAUCGACUUCGACUCUCAAGCCUGCCAGCUGCGAGUUAAGGGGACCAACAUCCAAGAGAAUGAGUAUGUCAAGAUGGGGGCUUACCACACUAUCGAGCUGGAGCCCAACCGCCAGUUCACCCUGGCCAAGAAACAGUGGGACAGUGUGGUUCUGGAGCGCAUCGAGCAGGCCUGUGACCCAGCCUGGAGUGCCGAUGUGGCAGCUGUGGUCAUGCAUGAAGGCCUUGCCCAUAUCUGCUUAGUCACUCCCAGCAUGACUCUCACUCGGGCCAAGGUGGAGGUGAAUAUCCCUAGGAAACGGAAAGGCAACUGCUCCCAGCACGACCGGGCCUUAGAGCGAUUCUAUGAACAGGUGGUCCAGGCCAUCCAGCGCCACAUAAACUUUGAUGUCGUAAAAUGCAUCCUGGUAGCCAGCCCAGGAUUUGUGAGGGAGCAGUUCUGCGACUACAUGUUUCAACAAGCAGUGAAGACCGACAACAAAGUGCUCCUGGAAAACCGGUCCAAGUUCCUUCAGGUACAUGCCUCCUCUGGACACAAAUAUUCCCUGAAAGAGGCCCUUUGUGACCCUACUGUAGCUAACCGCCUUUCAGACACUAAAGCUGCUGGGGAAGUAAAAGCCUUGGAUGACUUCUAUAAAAUGUUACAACAUGAACCUGACCGAGCUUUUUAUGGACUCAAGCAGGUGGAGAAAGCUAAUGAGGCUAUGGCAGUUGACACACUGCUCAUCAGUGAUGAGCUCUUCAGGCACCAGGAUGUAGCCACACGGAGCCGGUAUGUGAAGCUGGUGGACAGUGUGAAAGAGAAUGCAGGCACUGUUAGGAUAUUCUCUAGUCUUCAUGUAUCUGGGGAACAGCUCAGCCAAUUGACUGGAGUAGCUGCCAUUCUUCGCUUCCCUGUCCCUGAACUUUCCGACCAAGAGGAUGAUUCCAGUUCUGAAGAAGAUUAAUGAUUGGAACCUAUAAUUGAGACAGCAUUGUGUCUUCUCUUCUUCACUGUUACACAUUUUCACAGCAUAUUUGUGACAGAAAGCUGCAGCAGUGGCACUUUGUGAUUCUCACGGGGAUUUCUCCUGUAUUUGGUCACAACUAGAUACUUUGUGGUUGGCAGGACAUGUAUUCAAACUAAACAAUGAAUUAAAAGGAAAUCAUCUCCAUGUAGUGCCAUCUUUAUUAGGAUAAUUUUAUAUAGGAAUUACGAGUUAUUUGCAGUACUUAGAAAAAUUUUAUAUAUUUAAUAAGAAAGCCUAUUUAUUUGGGAUAGAUUAUAAAAUGCCAUACUUUGUGCUUGAAAUAGUUUUCCUUAGGAAAAACUUUUUAAUAUUUCACUAUCCUCAGUUUACAUUGUUUAUGUUCUGCGUAGUGUUCUUGCACUGUGUUUAAUGACCCCUUUUCUCCCCACUGCCCCUACACUCAAUUUUUUUGUAAUUUAUUUGCUAUUUUAAUUUUGUUAUAUAGCCAAAUAAUUAGUAGACUUUUCUUGAAGGCAUGUUUAAAAUGGUAUUUUUUUAGAGAGUUGUUAAAGCAAUCAUGUUAAAAGUAAACCCUUGUCUGUGUGUGUGUGUGUGUGUGUGUGUGUGUGUGUGUUUAAGAAUCAAUCAUACUUGCUUUAGAGGACCACUUGGUAAUUUUUUUCUCAUAGAGUUUUGAUCUACUAGGGAUUCUCAAGAUAAUCUAAUUGAGGCACCUUUAUUUUUAAAAUGAGACUAAAGUAUGUGAUUUGCUUAUUAUAUGGCUAAUUAGUGGCAAAGCUGGAAGUAAUCCAAUCUGGACUUCAUUUCUUUGCAUUGUCACAUUAUAUAUGUACUUAUUUUGGGCUUGUCAUAAUUAUACUUCAUAACUGUCUUAUAUUUGUAUGUGGCAUUAGUCAGUGCAUUCUUAUUGAACUUUCUCUACACCCUAUUUUAGGGCUGAGAAAACCUGUUCAGAAAGUUUGAGUAAGUCACAUUGAUAAUAUGUGGCAGUUGACUUGUACUCCAAUACUCUUUACUCUAUUUAGGGGAUUUCUGCAAAUACCUGAGAGUUUAAAAUACUCUUUAUUAAAUGCUUUUGAUGUUCAUUUCUAAGAAUUGGGAGGGAAUUGCAUCUUGACCUUUUACAAACCUCAGUUUAGUGAAAUGAUGAGGAAAGGCCUUCUGAAGAAAGAGUAAUUAAUUAAUUUAUAAUUUAAGGAUUAGUGAUGCCUACUUCUGUUAAGGAUACUAAGUAAUGUCUUGAUUGUCCUUUCUGUGUCUGGGCCUUUCUUCUGGUAUAAGUACCAAGUUUGAGAAAUAUUUUUUAUAAAUUAAGCUAAUCUGAACCUUUUUAUCUGUAAUUAGGAAUAGACACCUGCAUGUAUUUCAAAAUCACAUUUUUGUGUAUCUACCUCCUAAAAGUAAUUCAGAUUGUCAUUUCAUUAUAUUCUAUAAGUAUCUAAAAUAUGUUAUUAAAUAAUUUGGUAGGAGUAUAGAAAUUAAGCCUCUAAGAUUCUUAAUGUUAUAACCUGAUUGAUAAUGAAUCACAUUCUCAAUAAGAAUUUGGAGAUUUGAGGCAUCAAUUACACUCAAUCUACACAAUACUAGUUAUUCUCAGGCCUGUUAUUUAUGGUAAUAGAAACCAGGGGCAGUAAAACCUACCAAUAACUAACAAAUACAUUUUAGGCCAUAGGCUCUCAAAUUUAGUUGCUUGUUAGCCUGACCUCGGGAUUUAAAACUCAGUGUCGAGACUGGACCCAGACUAAAUAACCUUGCACCCCUAGAAAUUUUUUAAACCUCCACAGGUGAUUCCAAAUAGGUAUUAAAUCUUAGAACCACUGAUUCAAGCCUUGCUAUUCAAAAGUGUGGUCCAUGGACAAGAGCAUGAGAGCUUGUUAUAAACUAGAAUCCAGGACCCUACCCUGGAGCUACUGAGUUGCAAUCUCCAGUUGAUUGCUUUAUAUAAUCAAAUCUGAUAAACAUAGGCAAUGGCUUAUUCUCUCUGCACUAGUAAAUCCUGGCUGGGGUUGCCAGCCGUAGAAAAAUAGAUUUGAAUUAUAAGCUCUUUGAAGAGAGUUAAUUGGCCAAUAUUCAGUUUUUUAUGAAACUUCUAUAAAAAAGCCUGCUAUAUGUCUAUAAAGUACUUAAAAUACCCUUCAGAAUUCCUAUGUUUACAGUUACAUUUUAUACCAUUAAUAGUGUAAAUCUUUUAAAGUGUAUAGAUAGAAAUGUCAAAAUACUGAAAGGAGCAUAUAAAAUAAAAAAUUCUAUUAAAAUUUUUACUAUUCUUUAAAAGCAAAAUGAACCAUAAGUCUUUGGAAACCAUAUAUAACAGUCUAAUACCUAUUUAUAAUGAAUUGUUAUUCAUUAAUAAGGAAUGAUGGGUAAUAAAUGAAAAUGUUACUGUAACAUACCUCCCUAUUGAAUGCAAUAUUUGUACUAUAGAUUCACACUUUGAUUUUCUACCCCCAUUAGGCACAAUAAAUGAGAAGCUUGCAAA
Molecule: messenger RNA, 3751 nt
Organism: Manis javanica (Malayan pangolin)
Lineage: Eukaryota; Metazoa; Chordata; Mammalia; Pholidota; Manidae
Gene: PELO
Product: pelota mRNA surveillance and ribosome rescue factor
Biological process (GO): RNA surveillance; nonfunctional rRNA decay; nuclear-transcribed mRNA catabolic process, no-go decay
Cellular component (GO): cytoplasm
Source: RefSeq, a predicted model, not a curated record